This is a messenger RNA of Ostrea edulis (European flat oyster), 3642 nucleotides long. RefSeq lists its product as uncharacterized. Bases 184 to 1131 code for a protein of 315 amino acids. The transcript has 5 exons. The record is from RefSeq and is a predicted model, not a curated record. NCBI's taxonomy places the organism in Eukaryota, Metazoa, Mollusca, Bivalvia, Ostreida, Ostreidae.
GUCAAAUGGGACGAGGAAGAUCUGAGUUCAUGUUUAAUCGGAGAACAUUCAUUACCAUUAAUUCAUAUAGUAUAUGGGCGACAAGGUGUUGACAAGGGAUACCUGAUAUUUCAUGAUUUGUAUUUGGACAAAACAAGUACACGUACUUAUCCAGGAGAAAACGUAUUGACCAUAUGAGGAGAAAUGGAUAAAUUAGUUUGGUUUGUAUGUUUGUCUAUCAAAUUAUGCAGCAGUCAAAUUAACAAGGGAUGCUGUGGAAGAGAUGACAACGGGCUUUGCAGGAAAUGCUGUUCAAACCAUCACAUGAUACAGGGGACCUGUGAAGUUUGUUCGCCGGGGUUUUACGGGAAGAAAUGCCGCACGGUGUGUACCUAUCCUAAAUAUGGAGAAUUGUGUCGUCUAAACUGCUCCAGCUGUAAUGAAGAAAAUUGUAACCCCGCAUUCGGAUGCCCCACCCACAAAGAGAUACUGAUGACAUCGCCGCCAGCACAAAAGGAGAACACGUCCUGGUUGAUAAACACUUCCACGAAGAACAACCGUCAUGACACCACUAAAUUUGAAAAAAAGUACACGAAAGGUUUGGCAUACUGGUCUACACGUGUUGUCUCGAGGCAACUCUACAUUGUACGAAAGACAAAGCAAAGUACGUCCAUUUACACAACAUUUCACCCAACAGAAAAAUCUCCGGGAGGCGUCUCUACCCUGACCAAUAAUCCAUGGCUGAUAUAUGUUGUGGGGUUCCUGGGGAUUUUCCUCGGAGUCAGUGUGGUGGUGAUAUUUGGCUUAAGCUGUCUUCUCAGCUGGAAUAAGAGGAUGCUUGUGGACCAUGUGGACGAAUUAGUGACCAUUAGCAGGUGUGGCAGGUCCACUGUACAAGGGACAAAUAUGUACAGUUUUGCUGGUGCUCCUCCUAGUAAAGACCAGACAAACACGGCCGAGAGAAUCAGCAUCACGGAUUCAGCUGACUACCAAUCUCUCUGUGGUGUUUCCCACCUGAGAGAUUCCGAUGAGAAAGGUCGAUCUGGAGUCGCAACGAAUUCAACUAACACUUACAUUGAACCUGAAACACAUAAGAAGAUCACAAAGAAAACCUCAAUUGGCGAUUCCUCAUAUGUGGAGAUGAUACCGUGAAACCCACAGCGAGAGGGGGAGAAAUUAGUGGAAGAGAAACUACAAUGUAGUUGAAUUAUGUACAGUUGUACAUUGGAAAUCAUCUUCACAAGUCAAGGGUUAUUGAUUCGUUACCUCGAACUAACCCUUGACAUCAGUCGCUAUUUAAAAGUUGGGCUCGAGAAGAAGGAUGACGCAAUACGCUAAAAUAAAUCAGCCAAUUGGCUUUCUUGUUUCAGAUGAAAGUUUGGUAAGGGAAUAAACAGAAAGUAUAAAAUGGCGUCCGUUGACGAAAAGAUAUGUGAAAAACAUCAAAUCGAUCAUUUGACUGAAAACCAAAAGCUUUCCAUAUCAUGUAUCAGAGAAGGAAAAGAUGUUUUUAUUGGGACUAAAACCGGCAGUGGUAAAUCGCUAUUUUACGAAGUUGUUCCCAUUAUUUUGGACAAUUUGUUUAAUUUGUUAAAACAUUGUCGACAAACGUACUUCGACAAUCCAUCAUUUUCAUUCGGCUCAUACCCCAAAACCUCGUCUAAUUGUUUCUUCAAGCAAAACGAACUCCCGAAAAUCAAUCGACGGUAUCUGUCUUGUACUAAUUGGCCACAAAUUCUACACCAUAAUGCCGUCGCCAUGCGUGUUUACUGUUUAGUUUUGUUUUCGACCGAUUAUAAAAGCCGUUGUCUGAUUGGUUUGCAGCUUCAGGCUGCAAACCAAUCAUAUGCUUCUUCUCGAGCCCAACUUUUAAAUAGCGACUGAUGUCAAGGGACGAAUCAAUAACCCUUGACUUGUGAAGAUGAUUGGAAAUUAGUGUCUGAAAUUCGUUCUUCUACCAUUUCAUUUAGCUAUGUUAGUUAUAUUUGAAAUAGAAAAGCUAUUCCAACAAUACACUCAGUAGACGCACUGCUUUCAGCGUAGUGGUCAGACUAGGAAUCGUAUAGGAAGAUAAAAUGUCUUGUCUGGCACUCUUUUUCUGUGAGUGUCAGUGGACGAUACUAGUUUUACCGGUCAUUACUGGAAUCAAGGAAGAAAACCUAAAAAGGUUACAAGAUUCAUAUAAAUUGAACAGACCCUUUAAUGUUGUAUAACGCUUUGUUUCUUGUAUCCUCUGUACAGUCACGUGAUAGAUUUGAAAUCUUUAUUCAAUCACAGAUGGAUUGAUAUCAAUGUGUAUGCAGCACAGCCCGGUUUGAAGAAAACCCAAUAAUAAUCGUGGCAACCGAACCUAUAAAAACAUUACACGUACAAUCCCAACCUCAAAAAGUAAGCUCUUUGCAGAAUUAUUUUCUUAGUUCACAUCGAUUUCCCAAAUUCUGACGGAAAUUGGGAUUUUCCCGAAUUCGAAAGUACCAAAGAUUCGAAAGCAGAUCUUUAAAAUGCAGAAGUCGUCAUCAAUAUUGUGCAUCUUAUAUAAAAUACAAUGUACAAGAAUAGCAUAUACAUGUAUAUAACGAGUUAGAACGAUAUAAAAACAGAUGUGAUUUAAAGAUAUUUCAAACAUUACCCUAUAAGUGUUGCAUGUGUAGAUAUAUUUUGUUGUAUAUAGAAAACGUCGGUCUCUUACUGUGAAUAAUUGCUUUCGUUGUGUUGCAAACAAUUCGUACAGAGUACCCCAGUUAUCUAAGAAAUACAUUUAAUGUUUGAAAAUACAUAAGGGUAUGAAUUGCAAUGCUUCACUUCCGUAUACUUUUCAUAAAACGCGUUUUUUUUCUUUUUCGGAAUUCCCAGCCAUUAAAAUACACACACUGCAUGUAUAUUUGUCAAUAUUCAUACGCACAUUGUUCACAAUUGCAACUCAUUCAUGAGAAGAUGGUUAUCAUUACAAUAUGUAAAGAUAUCAAAGGCAAAAACAUCGGACAUCUAAAUGUUUUAAGUUGAAAUAAGUGAAUCCCUUGAUUCAUGUUUGAGUUCAUUUCCAACAUCAAUAUUUACACUUACAUUUGUACAUUUGCAUUGCAUUCUAAUGUUUGGUGACCUGGCCUGGCGUGAUGGUCAUGUAAUGACAGCCAGUUUCAGUGUAAUGUGUAACGGGUCAUUUUUGCAUUACAAAUAAUGGUAAUGUAAUGCAUUACUUGUAGAAAAUAUACUGUAAUGUGCAUUACAUUCCAUUACAUUACUUCAAAUAUUUGAUAUUUUGGAGGUUUAGAUAUUUAGCUAUUCCUGCCACUUCCGCUUCGAUAGAACGCGUUUUCAAUAUUGCAGGGAAGAUAUACAGACCAGACAUAUGUUCUCUGAAAGACGAAACAUUGAUGACAAUAAAAUGCAAUGGAUAACUUAGAUGCGUUUCCUAACAUUGAUAAAUAUUUUGUGUGCUUAUUUUACGUUAUAUUUAAAGUUCAGAUAUCAUCAUAAUCUAAUAAUCAUUUUGCCAAUUCUUUAAUAUCAGUAUGUUAUAUAAUGUGUAAUGUAAUGCACCCUCAAGCAAUGUGUAAUGUAAUGCAUUACAUUGGUUUGUAAUUAACCCCAGGUCUGCUGUGACAUGGUAUUUCAGUUAAUGAUCGUUUUGUGCAUCGUUCCAUUAAAGAAAUUAUAAGACUA